Molecule: messenger RNA, 733 nt
Organism: Colias croceus (clouded yellow)
Lineage: Eukaryota; Metazoa; Arthropoda; Insecta; Lepidoptera; Pieridae
Product: kunitz-type serine protease inhibitor bitisilin-3-like
Exons: 6
Coding region: 10-636 (208 amino acids)
Molecular function (GO): serine-type endopeptidase inhibitor activity
Source: RefSeq, a predicted model, not a curated record
ACAACUGUUAUGCACCGAUGCAGUGUUUUGAUAGCGUCUGAUUGUGGCUGCGAGAGCACAUUGACGACAGCUGUCACUAGGGAGAGUACAUCUCCAAAGCCUACGACGAUUUAUAGGAGGAUCAAUGUAGAUAGCAAUGCACAACUCAGCACUAAGUCUCCAGUAUUGUUGUUCGAGAUAGUGGAUGCUAGACGUAGGAAUAAAAAACACCGCGGUCACAAGACCGUCGAUUAUGAAAUAUGGAGCUGGGAUCAUUGGUGCUCCCUUCAGCCGCGAGUUGGAAAUUGCGACAAACGAAUACAAAGGUAUUACUAUGAUUGGAAGUUGGAAGAAUGUCUUAUAUUUACGUAUAGUGGUUGUGAUGGGAACAGGAACAAUUUUGCAACACAGUUGGAAUGCCAACGCCUCUGUUUAGGUGUAGAUUCUAUGAACAUGCCUGAUAUUAACCGACCUUCUGUUUGUUAUUUGCAACCGGAUACUGGGAGAUGCCUUGCGUAUCAGACUCAAUACUUCUUCGAUAUAAAUGCGAAAUCGUGUAGCAAAUUUGUGUAUGGAGGCUGCGGUGGCAAUGGGAAUCGUUUCUCGACUAUGUUCCAGUGUAUGAAGACUUGCAAGGGAGAGGAUGUUAACGCAUAAUAAAUUACGCAAUUUAGUCAUUGUUUUUGUAUUCUGAAAAAGUAUUAAGUAUUAAUUCGUUUGUAUGUUUUAUGGGAAAUAAAGAGUAUUUGAAAUA